Schistosoma guineensis is the source of this 639-nucleotide messenger RNA. Lineage: Eukaryota; Metazoa; Platyhelminthes; Trematoda; Strigeidida; Schistosomatidae. The record is from the annotation of a GenBank genome assembly.
AUGUAUAAUGGGAUAGGCUUACCAACUCCUCGAGGCAGUGGGACGAAUGGAUAUGUUCAGAAGAAUUUGGCCUUCAUUAGUAAUUUCAAAGAGCAAAACCCUUACAAAACAGAGGAAGAUAUCAAGAGAGCAGAUGCUCUGCUGUUCAAGGAACCAAAUAAAGAAAUACUAGAGCAUGAACGGAAACGAAAAAUUGAAGUGAAAUGUUUUGAGAUGGAACAAGAAAUGGAGGAACAAGGUUACACGCAGAGCGAAAUCGAAUUUAGGGUCAAUGGGUUUCGCAAAAAGUUGCUGGAUGAGUUAAAGGCCUCCGAAAUAAAAAAGACUCCCAAUGUGGAGCCAUUCGAAAUCUCUCAGUCUGAACACGGUAAAUUGCUACCAAAAGGGACCCAUGAAAAUGCUGCUGUAAAUAUCCUUAAAAACACAAUUUUCAAAGAGGCCCUGGGAAUCGGGGAACAAUUUCAAGAUGGGAAUUCCGUAGAGUUGGCUGUUCAGCGAAAAAAAGAUGACGCGGAAACGAAGCGUCUAGUCGAGGCGCAAAAGGAGAUGAAGCUAUUUACAAAUGUGAAACAGUCAUUUCAAUAUUGGGAUUUAAGUUUCGCGCUUCAGUACACGAAGAAACAACCAAGCGACAGUUAG